This is a messenger RNA of Aspergillus homomorphus CBS 101889, 732 nucleotides long. RefSeq lists its product as uncharacterized. Bases 1 to 732 code for a protein of 243 amino acids. The transcript is spliced from 2 exons. The record is from RefSeq and is a predicted model, not a curated record. Lineage: Eukaryota; Fungi; Ascomycota; Eurotiomycetes; Eurotiales; Aspergillaceae.
AUGAAGACCUCCACUCUCUUGUCUCUCUUCGCCGCUGCUGGCCUGGCUAUCGCUGCCCCAAUGACCGACAAGGGUGCUGCUCUCGCCGCCGCCGCCGCCCCUCUCGAUGGCGCCGCCCCUAAGGCCAUGUCUAAGCUCCCCACCGCCGAGAGCCAGGGCACCACCGACCUGCUUAACCACGGAGCAGACAGCGCGAAGGGCUUGCCCGACGUGAGCGGAGCGGCUUCCGGCGCCCUCGGCGGAGUCACCGGCGAGAAAACGAAGCUGACAGGCGCCGCGCGCCGCGGCCUGCCGUUUAUCAACGGCGUCCUCGGCGACGGCAUCAACGGCGACAACAACCAAGUCGCCUAUCCCGCCGGCGCUAGCCGCCCUGCUCCGGCCGCGGAGAAGGCACCCGCUCCCGCUCCCGCCCCUGAGCCCGCCGCCGCAGCUCCCGCCCCCGCUCCUCCGGCUGCGCACCACGCUCCCGCCCCCGCCCCCGCCCCGGCGCCCGCUCCUUUUCCCGCUCACCCCAAAGUGGUAGACUACCAUCACGACGCCAACGGCGUGAAAGACCACAACUCCAACUUCAACACCUACGAGAACCACAGUUCCGGCGUUAACGCCCACCAGCACCUCGUCGACGACUACGACUACUCGUCCUACGAUAACACCAGCAAGGGCGCCUCCGGCUCGACGCAGGACCACCAGGCCGGCCAGGUGAACAACAACGCCCACGCUGAGGGUCACUAA